AUGGCGGGCGCCGAUGGCGAACGAGGCGCCAUCCCAAAGCAGGCGCGCGAGCAGCCACGCGAGCAGCAGCUCUUCUUUGACAAUGUCAACCCAGCGACGCGCCUUCUGGAGAAACGGCGGCAGAUGUACGAAGUGCAGGAUGCCCUGGAAAAUCAGAAGGCGCGGUUCGCCAAGGAGGAGGACCAGUUUAGAAAGAAGGAAGAGCAGCUGCGGGUCAAGGAUCUCCAGCUACAGAACCAGCUUGUGAAGUUCAACAAGUUCUUGCAAGACAACGAGGCGAAGCGACAGCGCUCCGAGAAACGUGCAGCGGAGGAAGCUGCCCAGAUAAAACAGAAAGAUGAAGAGAUCCUGGAUCUCGAAAAGCAGCUUGAAGACAGCAGAGCUCUUUGCGACAAGCUGGAAGACGAGAAGAAUAGGAACAUGAAGUACGAG
Molecule: messenger RNA, 432 nt
Organism: Symbiodinium sp. CCMP2456
Lineage: Eukaryota; Dinophyceae; Suessiales; Symbiodiniaceae
Source: the annotation of a GenBank genome assembly